Messenger RNA from Pyrenophora tritici-repentis Pt-1C-BFP, 1908 nucleotides. Its product is annotated as DUF1421 multi-domain protein. The record is from RefSeq and is a predicted model, not a curated record. NCBI's taxonomy places the organism in Eukaryota, Fungi, Ascomycota, Dothideomycetes, Pleosporales, Pleosporaceae.
CAAUCACUCACCUACCUACAUUGAUGACGUAUACUAUUUACGGCCCCCUUACACACAUUACCUACUAGAUCGAUACAUAAAUCACGCCAAAAUGUCAUCUCGCGGGAUCCCCGAGGUGUUGAUGCAAAAGGUUGACGAUUACGUCGACUCGCUGGCGCCUCAGAUCCAGCCCCGCAUUGCUUCUGAGCUGGAGACAUUCCAACAAAAGACCAUCGACAGCCUCGAGACACAAGUUAUCGACGCCUUUCGCUCACUCUUCAACAAGGACAGACCUUCUUCGUCGGGUGGCAGCCGCUCGGGGCCCUGGAACCUCAAUGACGCAGCGCCAGAUGCUUAUGGCGGGCAAUCACUACCCUUUGCAGACGAGAUUGCCAAAUUGACCAGGGGUUUUGGCCAGAUCUCUGAAGAUGCAGGCGGUGAUCUCCGCGAAAUCUUCAAUCUCACAGAAGGAAGCAGAGGCGGCAAUGAGCAGAGCAGAUCUCUAGAAGGAGGGGGAGGCGACUUUUCCUCUGGAGCGCGGGGCUUCCUUUCCUCUGCACUCAACAUCGUACAAGAGCAGCUCGAUGAACGAGGAUCCAAGGGAGGCCAGUCUUUUGAAAUUGGUGGUGUGCUUGGUAUGAUUAGUAGCACCAUCAAGGAUGCGUCGCAGAAUCCAGAGGAGAAGGCGCGACUCAUAAGCCCGGAAAUCAAGCAGACUGUCGGCGAAAAGCUGCGCUCGCAACAUGCACCUAUUGCUGAACAGUUCACGCGUAUCGCUCUAGAUCACAUCAAGCGCUGGCUGCGCGGUAACACAAGUACCCGUGAUCUGGGCGACGGUGCCAAAGCCGAGAUUGCAGAGCAAGUUGGCGAUCUUGUCAAAGGCUUAGGAAGUCUAUUCGGUAGCAAGAAGAGCGGCCACGAAGAGUCCUCUCGCGGUAUCGACGAAGCCAAUCGCGAUGGCGAAGGUGGCAGUGGAGGUUUCUCCCGCGUCAUUAGCGACAAGCUCAGCACCGGUCUUGCUAAAGUCCACCGUGAAGUGCGUCUUGAAUUCCGCAAAGUCCUUGGCGAGAUCGAGAAGCAACUCUUUGAACUCCUGCCCGACCAGUUCCAACGCCCGCUUGAGAAGAUCUUCGGCGGCAAUCCGUUCGACUCCCAGCUCGACCGCGAUGCAUCCGGUCCUGCUGACCGCGGCUUUGGCGAUGACAUCAAAGCCAAGCUGCUUGGGAAAAUCCGCGAUUUAGUACGCAAAGUACAAGAGACACUGCGUGAAAGUAUCCUGGGUGUCGUGAACGGUGGCCACCGCAAAUUCGAGCGCGAAAGCUGGGUCUUCGUGCAGGCAAUGGUCGAGCAGAAGGUGCAGCGAUACCUCCCUGAUGUCAAGAUCAACGUACCAGACGACAUUGGAAACGAGAAUGUCAGUGUAGGCGAUCCGACGUCGAACUCUCAGCACAUGGGUGGAGGACAAUCACAGCAACAGCACACGGCUCCUCCUCCCCAGCAAGGCUAUGAUGAGCCGCCACGCUACCAGAACAAGCAACAAUACCAGUCGCAAGACUACCGCCCAGAACAUCAUGCUCCUCAGCAAGGCUAUCCGCCUCAAGACUACAACAGACAAGAUCAAUAUGCACCGCCUCCGCAGUCUUACCACCAACAAGCUCCCCCGGAGUACAGAUCGUCAGAGCAGCAACAGUACCCCCCGCCGCCUCAGCAGGGGUACCAGCAACAUGGCUCCGGACAACCGGGUUACCCUCCGCGAGAGUAUCGCGAGGGUGAGUAUCGGAGACAGGACUAUUAGAGCAGACUUGGGUCGUGAUCACUACGGGCUUUGAUUGGUGUGAGUAAGAAGAUUGGCAUAAUACCUUGUCGCCCCUCUAUCCGUAUAUGAAUUCCAAUGUGUGUGAUGCAUACAAUAGAACAAAUUUUCGAUGA